This is a messenger RNA of Olea europaea var. sylvestris, 2044 nucleotides long. RefSeq names its product F-box protein At5g46170-like. The record is from RefSeq and is a predicted model, not a curated record. NCBI's taxonomy places the organism in Eukaryota, Viridiplantae, Streptophyta, Magnoliopsida, Lamiales, Oleaceae. The coding region runs from base 416 to 1555 and encodes 379 amino acids. Gene Ontology annotation, molecular function: protein binding. The transcript is spliced from 2 exons.
UUGAUACGAAUUUAUAAAGAAAAAUGGAAAGAUGGAAAAAAUGUCUAACCACAACAAACCAUCACCUCAUUUUCCUUCUUCAUUACUACUCUCAGUCCUCAGUUACCUUUUUAAUUUAUCCCAUCCACUCUCUCUCACGCACUCACGCACACACACAAAUCGUGUAUCUAUCUCCUCCACAAUUUUCUUCCCCUCCUCAUCUCCUCGUCCUCCACUGCUCUGCAAAAUCACCAUACCCAAAAACACACUCCUUGUUCUACAAUACCAAGAAUCAAGAAUCCCCAUUUUUACAGAACAUAGAUCUCUCUUUCGGCUAUCUAUAAUUUCUGUAUUUACCAGAUCUUGCAGAAAAAGCAGACAUCCGAAAAAAUAUCGUACAUACACAUAGGGGUAUAGAAGAAUUUGGGGUCUGAAGAUGGGUUCUUUGAAGUUAGAUCUAUAUAGCAGAAUCCACCCGGAACCGAUCGAUCACUUUGAUGUGCUUCCGGAUUCUAUUCUGCUCUUGAUCUUUAACAAAAUUGGUGAUGUCAAGGCCUUGGGUCGAUGCUGCGUCGUUUCGAGGAGGUUCCACUCUCUGGUUCCUCAGGUCGAAAACGUAGUCGUUCGGGUUGAUUGUGUCAUCUCCGAUGAUGAUUCUUCCUCGUCAGGAAUCUCUGCCGCGUCCUCGGUGUCGGCGGCGGACAAGUCUCGCCAUCCCAUCUCAUCCCUUUGUCGACUUUUCUUUUCAAGCCUCUUUAAGCCCUUUCAGUCACUUACCCAACUGAUUGCUCCCUCCUCACGCCGCCCCAUCGUUUCUAAUUCGGAAGAUUUCUAUGAUAUAGACCAGAACAGCGUGACCCAUCAUUCUCCUACCCAAGUCUUGAAGAAUUUUGAUGAAAUUAAGCUUCUGAGAAUUGAGUUACCGCGUGGGGAGCUUGAAAUUGAUGAGGGAAUUUUGCUUAAAUGGAAGGCCGACUUCGGGUCCACGCUUGACAAUUGUGUUAUUCUUGGAGCCUCCAGUGUCUUUCAGACCACGAAUACUGAUGAGUGUUCCAGUGUUUGUAACGUUGAUAGUAAUGGAGCAGAGAGCGAUAAUGGGAGCAUACCCGAAUCAUUUUACACAAAUGGGGGCUUGAAAAUGCGUGUUGUGUGGACAAUUAGCUCAUUGAUAGCUGCCUCUGCUAGGCAUUACCUGCUCCAGCCAAUAAUAGCAGAGCACAAGACGUUGGAGAGCUUGGUAUUGACGGAUGCUGAUGGACAAGGGGUGUUGACGAUGAAUGAAGUGCAGUUGGAGGAGCUGAGGGUGAAGCCUCUAUCUGCCUCAACGGCUUCCAAGAGGACUCUGGUGCCGGCUUUGAGUAUGCGGUUGUGGUAUGCAGCACAUUUGGAGUUGCCAAAUGGGACUGUGUUGAAAGGGGCGACCUUGGUGGCGAUCAGACCCAGCGAGCAGCCGAAGAAGGAGGUUUUGGAGUCAGAAGCCAAUUGGGUUGCCUCGGCAUUUGAGGAGCCAUUUGGAACUGCUGCAAGGAUGCUGGUGAAAAGGAGGACUUACUGUCUGGAAAUGAACUCAUUUUGAGAUGGAAUUCCAAAUACAUGUUUGAGCUUUCAGGGAAAACACAGCUUUCCGAGGAGGAUUCAUAUGCCGGGUAUACACAAUUUUGUUUUAAGCACUGUGUACCAUAGACGAAUAGCUAGUCAAGCUUACUCAUGCUUCUACCAUGUAUGAAAAGCCAGCUUUUGAUUGAAAAUGAGCCACGGAACAAUCCACCUACACGGUCUAGCUGUUUUUAGUUAGGCAUUUGCUUUUAUUUUAGUUUGAGGCAUAUGCUUUUAUGGGCGCACGAAAUGCUUAUGGAUUGAUGUUGAGCUUUGUGCCUUAGACUUAUUACUCGUCUACUUUACUAAUUUUCUCGUUCUGUGAAUAUUAUAGGGAUGAAUACUGUAUGCUUAUGUAAUGUUCAUUCAAGGUUCAUUGAGCAGUGAAUCUGUCAAUUAUCUUGAACUGUUGGCAGUAUUGUUAAUGUACCUAAUUAAUUUGAAAAUAUAUGUGAGUUGUUUCCAGCUA